AUAACCUAAACCCUCUCUCUCUCUCUCUCUCUCUCUCUCUCUCUCUCUCUCUCUCUGUGAUGGGUCUAAGUACAUAUUUCAUAUUGGCAGCCUUAAUUUUUAAGGCCGUCGUGGUGGGUGCUGCAUCUGCAUCCACGGACGGCUUCGAAAAUCGUGUCCGCCAUGAAUGUGGGUAUACGAUGUACCCUGCCCUCUGUGUGGACACUCUAUUGGAGUCCUCAGGACAUAGGGAUGUCGUCGACAACAAUUUCAUCAUUUCCGCUCUUGUGAACAAGACCAUUCUCGAGACAAGACUCCCCAGCUCCUACUUCUCGGGAUUCAUUAGUCGCUCAUUAGCUCGAAAUGAUGCUUCCCUCCAACGUGUUAAGUCUGUCUCAGACCACUGUGUGGAACUCCUGAGUAUGGCUGUCAUGCGGCUCGAGCAGUCGUCGCAAGCUCUCACGAGCUUCCCUACCAGAAAUAAGCAAGACAUACAAACAUGGAUCAGCGCUGCUCUGACUCUCCAGCAGACCUGCAAGGACUUUUCCAUCCCGGCUUCCGCAGCAGAUGGCCGCCUUGGCCCCGGCAGCUUCGGGUCCCAGCUGGCUCAGAAGAUGGAUUACUUGUCUCAGCUGUCAAGCAAUGCGCUUGCUCUUAUCAAUAGACAAAGUAGUGCGACAUCACACGGUUUUGGUGGGAGUAAAAGCCGUGGCGGUUUACCCGGCUGGGUGUUCAGAAGGGAAAGGAAGUUGCUCCAGAGCACGGUCGUAAAGGCAAAUGCCGUAGUCGCAAAGGAUGGUUCAGGCAAUUACAAGACAGUUUCAGAGGCUAUAGCGGCAGCAUCCGGGGGCCGGUUCGUGAUCUACGUUAAGUCGGGGGUUUACAAGGAAAAGAUUCGAAUUACCAAGGAUGGGAUUACACUGAUAGGAGAUGGGAAGUACUCUACCAUCAUCGAGGGCGAUGACAGUGUUGCUGAGGGCAAUUCUCUCAGCGGCUCUGCUACCAUAGCAAUCAACGGAGAUGGGUUCAUUGCAAAGGAUAUUGGGUUCCACAACAAUGCGGGCCCCGAUAGGGGACGGGCUGUUGCCCUAACCUUGGCCUCGGAUCGGUCCGUGCUAUACCGGUGUAGCAUUGCGGGCUAUCAAGACACUCUGUAUGCACUCAUCCUCCGCCAAUUUUAUCGGGAGUGCGACAUCUCCGGUACAGUAGACUUCAUAUUCGGUAAUGCAGCGGCCGUGUUCCAAAACUGUGACCUGAUCCUCCGCCAGCCUGGGAGCAAGAGCUCUUACAAUGUUAUCCUGGCCAAUGGGCGAACUAACCCCGAUCAGAACUCUGGGUUCUCGAUCCAAAGCUGCAGGAUCCGGGGCUCCUCGGGAUCUGUCCGAUCGUACCUAGGGAGACCUUGGAAGCCGUACUCGCGAGCAGUGGUGAUGCAGUCCACAAUCGAUGCGUCGGUGGAACCGAGGGGUUGGAUUGAGUGGCCAGGGUAUGGGAGCUCGGUGCUGAGGACCCUUUACUUUGCGGAGUAUGCCAACGAAGGGCCUGGAGCUGGGACUGCUGGGAGGGUCAAAUGGGGCGGGUUCCAUGUUAUUGGGGCUGAGGAGGCUGUUAAGUUCACCGUCGGGAGCUUCAUUGCCGGCACUUCUUGGUUGCCGUCAACCGGGGUAACCUUUAUCUCCGGCCUCCACUAGCUACCAAUUAAUUAGUAUUCUCAUCAUGUGAUAAAUCAAAUUAAUUAGGAGUAAUUUGCUUUAUUUGCAUGUGAUAAAUCCAGGAGUUGAUCGCUGUAUUAUAAUUUGCGUGGUCUCUCGUCACAAAAAUAUAGAAAUAUAAUUUCUUAUGCUAUAACUUGAAUUUGUGACAAUAUAUAGAAGGCUCCAACUCUACUCAGAAAUUUUUCGGGGCUACCGAAAUGAAUGAAGUGGAUUGCGCAACGUCACUCA
Molecule: messenger RNA, 1922 nt
Organism: Punica granatum (pomegranate)
Lineage: Eukaryota; Viridiplantae; Streptophyta; Magnoliopsida; Myrtales; Lythraceae
Source: RefSeq, a predicted model, not a curated record